AUGCCACAACCACAAACAGGUGCGGUCGUGCCCCCCUCACUGACUCAACUAGCUGCACAACAUUUGGAAAAGAUCAGGAAUGGGAAGUUGAGCUCCGAAGUACGAGACAAGACCAUUUUGUGUUUGCUUGACUACUUUGGUGCUUUGGGUUCUGGAUUAUCAGCUCCCUGGGCAAAGAGUCUAUUGAGAUAUGCCCAAGUCAGUACGAGUGGUAGUAGUGGAUUGUCUACUUCAUCAUCAUCAUCAUCACCACAGAGCGGUGGUGUGAGUGUCAUGGGACUUCAAAUGCUGUGUUCUGCUGAGACUGCAGCUUUUACAAACGCUUCUAUCGCUCACGGUAUCAUAAGAGAUGAUAUGCAUCUUGCAGCCGGUGCCCAUAUUGGUGUCAUGGUGAUUCCAGCCGCGCUCGCCUUGGCUCAGAGGGACAGCUGGUCAGGCGAGCAACUCCUAAAGGCUGUAGUUGGUGGUUACGAAAUGGCCGUCGCUCUGGGAUCCGCGGUCCGCUCUUCAGGUACAUGUAACCCUCAUUUCCGACCCAGUGGGAUCAUAGGAGCUUUCGCCUCCGCGGCGACUGGCAUCAUGGCCGAUCCUACCAUCACUCAGUCCCAAUCUGCCUGCGCGCUGGGUCUGGCUGCCAACAUGGCCGCCGGAUUAAACGAGUGGCCUUGGGCGGGUGGUCUGGAGAUCACCACGCAGAUGGGUACCGCCGCCCGCGCAGGGAUCACCAGUUAUGACCUCGCAAAGGCAGGUGUGAGUAGCAGUUUGACGAUCCUAGAAGGGAAAGAUGGUCUCUUUGAGGCGUACGGAUGUGGUGAUCGAAAGGUCGCCGCCACGGUAUUUCGCAAUCAUUUGCUUACGGUCGACGACGAAGACGCGGCGUCAAGAACGGAUGAAACGACAAAAUACGGUGCAGGUGUCAUGGGAGCCAAAUUCAAACCUGUCGCCGGUUGUAAUUUCAUCCAGACUCCAGUGUGUGUUGCACUCCGGAUUCAUGACAGUCUCAACAGCCUCGACAAGAAUACAAAUUGUGCGACGACGACUACUUCGGGUAUCGAAAACAUUGACCGAAUCACCAUCACAACGACGUCCCCAGCCAUCACUUACCCUGGCUGCGACAAUACCGGACCUUUCCGAAAAGUCCAACAGACCAAAAUGAGUCUCCAAUACGCCGUGUCUUCGGCGUUGUUGUUCGGCCGAGUCGACGAGUGGACCUACAGGCACUUUUCCAACAAACAGCUUGAUUAUUUGAUCGGGAAAUGCGUGCUAGAGACCGAUGCAGGGUUUGACGAGGACUUGUACAAGCGAGGGAAACAACCUUGUAAGAUCGAGGUCAAAAUGAAGAACGGACAUGUCCAUCGUGAUUUCAUGGGUGACGUUCCUUGGUUGGACGGUGAGGCUGUUGAAGAGAGGUUCAAAAGAGAAGCGAAUACGAUGUUUGUUGACCGUGCUGAUGUGACGAAAGGUGACCCAGCUCGGGGGGUCGUGGACGAGAUUAUUCUCGAGUGUCGUCGUCUCGGGACCUCACAGAGUACCGAGAGGCUGUUCGAAUUGUUGGCCUCGGGGGGACCUUUGAUUGUGAAAGACAACGUACAGGAUAGCGUCUUCGAAUAA
This is a messenger RNA of Exophiala oligosperma, 1611 nucleotides long. RefSeq lists its product as uncharacterized. The transcript has a single exon. The coding region runs from base 1 to 1611 and encodes 536 amino acids. Gene Ontology annotation, molecular function: lyase activity. The record is from RefSeq and is a predicted model, not a curated record. Lineage: Eukaryota; Fungi; Ascomycota; Eurotiomycetes; Chaetothyriales; Herpotrichiellaceae.